Messenger RNA from Naegleria fowleri, 1299 nucleotides. RefSeq lists its product as uncharacterized. Gene Ontology annotation, biological process: small GTPase-mediated signal transduction. Gene Ontology annotation, molecular function: GTP binding; GTPase activity. Lineage: Eukaryota; Heterolobosea; Eutetramitea; Acrasida; Naegleriidae. The transcript has 2 exons. The record is from RefSeq and is a predicted model, not a curated record. The coding region runs from base 1 to 1299 and encodes 432 amino acids.
AUGGACGUCAUUAAAUGUGUCUGUGUUGGUGAUGGUGCCGUAGGAAAAACCAAUCUUCUCAUCUCCUACACUUGCGAUGGUAUUUUCCCUGAAGAUUAUGUUCCAACCGUUUUAGAUAAUUAUUGUAAAACUGUUGAAGCGGUGGUUCCACAACAAAAAGUACCAUCGGUCAUGAUGAAUAAUUCAAAUCAACAACAACCACAACAACAACAGAUUGAAGAGGAAUUGGCAAAGAUGACAAAACCAGUUGAAGAUAAUCAUACAACAAAAUCUCCAAAUUUGUCAAUUACUUCUUCCAAUGUCAUGAUGAAAAAUACUGAACAACAACAACCUUCUUCAUCAUCAUCCACGAGUCAGAAUCCUUCUACUAGUCCUCGUUUUGCUUCUAACAAAUUGAAUGAAAGUAAUCUCUCGUCAACCUUGUCCACAACCACCACUGAUGACAUGGCGCCAUUUGAAAAGGAAGAAACGACGUUUAUUUCAUUGCAAUUAUGCGAUACUUCGGGACAAGAAGAAUAUGACCGAUUACGUUCUGAUUUAUCAGAUUAUGCCUCUGCUGAUGUAUUUCUAUUUUGUUUCUCUUUGGAUGAUCCACGCUCUCUUGAAAAUCUUCAUGCCAAGUGGUACGAUGAAGUCACCUCCUAUUUCCAAACUCAUAAACAUCAAGGAGGUGGUGUCUUGUCACUCUUUGGAGCUAUAUAUUCGUAUUUCGGAUUUGGAGGAGGUUCCACCACUGAAGAAGGAGCUGUCACUGAUUCCUCCACAGUCACAACAAACGGUGACAGUCAAGUGACAUCCGCUGGUCACAACAUUAUGGAUAAUAUUCCACCAAUUAUUCUCGUCGGAACCAAGUUGGAUAUUGUUAAAACAGAUUCACAAUCAACCUCUCUCAAUCAUUCAGAAAUUAAUUCGACUUCCGAUGCUCCAAAUUCUUCAUCGAUAUCAUCGUCAUCCAUUUCACCUUCCUCUCUCUCGCCCUCUUUCAUGAAUAACAAAAUUCCAACCGAUACUCGUCGACGUAAUCAAUCCAUUUAUCACAUGUUUGGAAAUAUUCCCAAGACCAGCGAAAGUCCACAAUUACAAAAAAUUAGAGAACAUGCACUCAAAGUCAAGAAAGAAAUUAAGGCAGUGGCUUAUGUGGAAUUGAGUGCCAAGACUAUGGAGAAUGUGAAUGAAAUGUUUGAACAAAUUGUCAUUCCAGUCGUAUUAAAGAGAAGAAGAGCGAUCGAACGAAAGCGAAAUACGAAAUCGGUGACAAGUACUUCAUCCUCUUCCUCUCAUUCGACACAUUCACAUUGA